Messenger RNA from Ahaetulla prasina, 3250 nucleotides. It is a transcript of the gene HEXD, whose product is annotated as hexosaminidase D. Gene Ontology annotation, biological process: carbohydrate metabolic process. NCBI's taxonomy places the organism in Eukaryota, Metazoa, Chordata, Lepidosauria, Squamata, Colubridae. The record is from RefSeq and is a predicted model, not a curated record. The coding region runs from base 452 to 1873 and encodes 473 amino acids. The transcript is spliced from 13 exons. Gene Ontology annotation, molecular function: hexosaminidase activity.
UCCUGUGCCUUCUGCUGUCUGUAAGGAGAUGGGAUCCUGCGAAGGGGGUGAAUUCAGGACGACAGUUUGCUCUUGGAGAAAGGCGUGAGAGGUUUUGCUAGUCCGAGUUGCAGCUGUCUCAGAAUUGAAAGUCAUCUGCUGCAAUUCUGUAAAAUUAAUACAUAUGCCGACUUCACGCUGUUGCCUUAACAUGGGUAACGUGUGAAGUCUGGAGGACAAAUUUAUUCUUGUAUUUAUGAUUCCCAUUUGUGACCUGCUCUUAAUUUUAACCACUUCUAAAGAUCCUUAAGCUCUUGUAGAAAGUCUUCAGAAUGUGGUUAUUCUCCUAGGCCAGGUGGGUAGUGUUUGAUGUGCAGAUUGUCUGGAUGUUUAGGUUUUUUCUUUAAUUGUUUUUCUAUUUUAAAGUAUAUCAUCUGGUGUACUGCUGACAGCAAAGACAGAAGAAAUUAUAAUGAUGGUUUCAUCUCCAUUUGAACUGCACCUGGUGCAUCUGGAUCUCAAGGGGGCUCCACCCAGAGUCUCAUACCUGGCAGAGAUCUUCCCAUUGCUCCAUGUCCUGGGUGCAAAUGGUAUUCUCCUUGAAUAUGAGGAUAUGUACCCUUAUGAUGGAGAACUGAAGCCACUCCGAGCAAAUGAUGCAUACAGUCCCGCUGAGGUUAAGGAGAUUUUAAAGCUGGCAAAGUCGCAUGAUUUAGAAGUUAUCCCCUUAAUACAGACGUUUGGACAUAUGGAGUUUGUUUUGAAGCACAAAGAAUUCUGUCACCUCCGGGAAGUGGCAAUGUUCCCCAAUACAGUGAACCCCCAUAAAGAGGAUUCCUUGAAAUUGGUUAUUGCAAUGAUAGAACAAGUAAUGGCAUUACAUGACGAUCUUCGAUGGCUUCACAUUGGCUGUGAUGAGGUGUAUUACCUUGGUGAAGGAGAAGAAUCUAAGGAAUGGCUGCAGCAAGAAGAAAAUACUAUUGAAAAGUUGUGCCUAGCCCACAUGAAAGCAGUGGCCAGUCACGUAGUCUCAACCCAUCCCACUGUGAAACCAAUUGUGUGGGAUGAUAUGCUGAGGAGAACGAGCAAAGAAACUCUGAGAGAUUCUGGGUUAGCACAACUGAUAGAGCUGAUGAUUUGGGAUUAUUCUCCUGAUCUUGAUGUGGAGAGUAAAGCCAAUCUCAUUGAAAAGUACCAGAACUGUAACUUCUCAAAAUUCUGGUUUGCUAGUGCCUUUAAAGGAGCCACUGGAGUAAACCAAUGCUUGACACUCAUUGGACAUCAUCUUAAAAACCACGAGCAAUGGCUGAAAGUGGCUAAGAGCUGUCCUGCUGGUAUCAUAAGAGGAAUCACUCUGACUGGCUGGCAAAGGUAUGAUCACUUCUCCGUUUUGUGUGAACUUCUGCCUGUGGGAAUUCCAUCCUUAGCCAUAUGUCUCCAAGCAUUAAAGAAUGGUGGCUAUUCAGAAAAAGUGAGAGAAGAUGUAGAAAAAUUAUUGGGGCUCUCCCAUUUGGAAAUAGACAGCUUCAUGAGUGAUAUCACAGGGACUUUCCCAGGAAAUGAAAUUCUCUCAUUUGUGACUCAAAUUGCGUUUUACCUCAAAUCCUCAGUAGAUGAACUUUUGGAAAAUAACAGAUAUGUUACAGGUUGGUUUAGUCCCUACCACAGAAAAAGAAAGAAGAUCCAUCCCAUAAUGAUUCAUCACUUUCAGCCAGAUGCCGUAAGGCUUCUGACCAAAUGGACUGUUCUAACAGAAGAAUUGCAAACAGCCAUGAAAAAGAUUUUCUACACCACUGCUAUAGAAGAAUGGAUAGAAGAAAAUGUCCAACCAAGCCUUCAGAGACUUCAAGGAACAAUAGAUGAUCUGAACUGUGCAGUACAGGAACUGUCUUAGCAUUUUGAUAUAUGAUUUUGCUAAUUGGAAACUCAACUUUCAGCUAGAAUCAAGCAAAUAAAUAAUAGAUGAAUUUUAAUAAGCUUGGCAUUAUGAUGAAAGUCUGAGGUGAUAAGAGAUAUGAAUCUUCUUGCCAUUAUGCUUCUACAUAUUUGGUGUAAAAGUAUACAACUGUAACAUUUCCAAAUUUAAAAAUCAUGCAGACGCUUUAACUAAAUAUUAUUAAUAUGCUUAAAAUAUUUCCCCUGAAGUGUGAGAAAAGUUAAGUAUAUAUUUUUUUCUCUAAGUACUACAAUGAUUAGGAAUCUUCUAAUUAAACAGUGGUGGGACAUUCAGAAUAUAGCAAACGGACUAUCUUCAUGCAACCAAAAAUUUUAAGGAAUUCAUAAAAAAGAAGUGAGGAUUAGCAUACAGACAACUUAAAAAUGGGCUUGUACAAAUUAACAGAGGGCUUUACACAAGAUUGUAAUGUGUGAGAAAGAGAGAGCGCACAAGAGUAAUUUCUUCCAUAGUCUGUUUAUACAUUGGCAAGUAAUCUUACAUUUGUUACAGUUUCUUGAAGCUGUGCAUUUGAACAUAUAGUGAUUUCAGCUACUAAAACACCAACUGUUCCUCUGCCAGAUAUUUAAUACAGGAAAAAUAUGCAAUUUUGUUAAAGAGACUAUUUACUUUUAACUUCAGAUAGGCACCUUUUCAUUUUAAGUAUUAAGGUUCAUCCAGGCAAGGACUUUAAUUAAAUAGUAUUUUCCAAUAAAUCAAACUGCCUGGCUAAGAUUAGUUUACUACCCAAAUGUUUAUAAAUAAAUGUUGAACUUAAGACUUUUUUUAAAACUAUAUAAAAGAAGAGUGCCUGUCUUAUCCUAGUCAGAGAUACCAAUCACAUUUCCAGGAAGUUGUCAGAUUGCUUCCAACAUAAUAUCUUAAUAUUGACCCCAAAAAACCACCUGUAAGUAGAAAAAAUAGGGACCACCUUUGAUGGGAAGGUAACAGGUUCCAUGCGCCUUUGGUGUUGAGUCAUGCUGGCCACAUGACCACGGAGACGUCUUCUGACAGCGCUGGCUCUUCGGCUUUGAAACGGAGAUGAGCACCGCCCCCUAGAGUCAGCAACGACUAGCACGUAUGUGUGAGGGGAACCUUUACCUUUACCUUUACCCAUCUGUAAUGAAUUCUGAGAUGAGCAAUGAGCUUUAGAUUCCAUGUACCAGAACAAGUGACAGCCUCAUGCCUAAAUUUCCUUAUGCAGCUCAGGUUCCCUAACCAUCUCAGAGACACAAGUCUGUUAAAUUCAAUUUGAUAUAGAAUCAUUUCUUAUUUUAAUGUUCUAAUUAUCUCAUUUAGAUGGAUAUUUCUUCUACUGUAUCAGUUUCAGUGAAUUGU